Moesziomyces aphidis is the source of this 933-nucleotide messenger RNA. Lineage: Eukaryota; Fungi; Basidiomycota; Ustilaginomycetes; Ustilaginales; Ustilaginaceae. The record is from the annotation of a GenBank genome assembly.
AUGACGGUGGAUGCUGCAAGACAAAUUCAAGCUACUGACCACCCAACGAAUCCCGCCAACAGGCCGGCGUCGGUAGACCAGACAUUCACGGAUUUCGAUGGCGUUGCGUACCACCUCGAGUCGCCGAGUAAGGCGGGCCCGUUGACGCUGUCCAUGGACAUCCGCUGCUGGUCGGAGCUGGUGCAGGCGGGAGCGAUGGAUGUGCUCCAGCGCGAGUACGGCUCGUGGCUGCGCAGCUCGGUGGAGCCCGAGUACAGCGUGACGCUCGAGUUCGACUUUGCCAAGGUGCCUGCGCCAGGGCCGGAGCGCGAUGCGCUGAUCGAGAGCGUGUCGUUGCUCAAGCGCAAUGCCAUGGCGGCGCCGUUCGAGCGCGCGUUUGCGCUGCAGAAACAGCUCGAGCAGGCGUCGGAAGGCGGCCAGCCGGCCGCGCCCGGCGAGAUCAUGCCGAUCAACUACCGCGACGACGAGGCGAUCUACGUGAUUCCGUCGGCGGAUCGUGUGACGGUGGUGUUCAGCACGACGUUCAAGGAGGAGACGGACAAGGUGCUGGGCAAGGUGUUCCUGCAGGAAUUUGUGGAUGCGCGACGCCAGCCGUCGAUCCAGAACGCGCCGCAGGUGCUCUACUCGAAUCGCGAGCCACCGCUCGAGGUGCGCAACGUCGCCGGCCUCAACCGCGGCGAAGACGUCGGCUACGUCACCUUCGUGCUCUUCCCGCGACACUUUGCCAACGCCGAGGUGAUGGCGGGUACGAUCUCGCGCAUCCAGCUGUUCCGCGACUAUCUGCACUACCACAUCAAGUGCUCCAAGGCGUACAUGCACAGCCGCAUGCGCCACCGCGUCGCCGAGUUCCUCAAGGUGCUCAACCGUGCCAAGCCCGAGCUCGCCGAAAAGGAACGCAAGACCGCCAGCGGCAGGACGUUCCGUCGUGCAUGA